CAGGCAUAUAAUAAUAUGUCCAUGGCUGUUGGACUUUACUCAGUUGGCAUUCCGUUUUCUGAAAUUGGUUUUUAUUAUUUUUUACUUAAAUUUUUGAUGUAAAGCGAAUCAGACAACACCAGACCAACUCCAGCUAUGGAGGAGACCGUAGUCGCCGACAAACAAACAAGGAAACUACUUGUCAAGACAUACAAGGUGACCAUCAUUAUGCUGAUCAUUGGGCAGAUUCAGGUUUCGGUUUUCAUGGAAAUAAAGCCCGUCAAGAAGUUCCUCGAGGAGCACUACUAUGUCAGCCUGGUGCAGUUCUUCAUCAGCUUCAUAUCCAUCCAGUUGUAUGUGUUCUUUUACCACAUCAUCGUGCACAAGUCCGCCUGGAAGCGCAUACUGGCCGGCGUCUGGACGUUCGAGGUGAACACCAUAUCCAUCAUGAAGCCCGCCAAGACGGCGCCGUAUAUUAGCUUCAUCGUCUCCUUUGUGCUCACCUUCAUUAUCAUGGCAAUCAGUCUGUGCUACGGAAAUUUGGCAGCUAACCAUCGGCGUGGUCUCUUCAUGUCACGUCACAAUGUGAUCCGGUGGAGCGAACGUCUGUUUGUCCUCACCAGCUUUGGCAUCAUCGUGUGCUCCGAGAUGAAGCGAGUCACCAUCGAGUUCCCCACCCUUCUCAUCUACACUAUGCUGUCGAACAUUUUUGUGGUGAUAUUUGCCGCCUCGAUAAGGAAAAGGAACUUCUAUCACUACGAGACACCAGCAGAUCACAUACUCAUUGGACAGCUGUAUUACCUGAAUUUCUAUGCCCUCUACAUGGGCUAUGUGUGGACGACAGCUUCCGGGCUCGAGCUAAUGGAUUGGCAUAUCAGCAUUCUAGAUUUAUUUAAAUAGACGGUGCCAGCGCCAUCAGUAGUGUGACAGUGGCCCGGAAACGGGAGAACAAUUUCUGAAUCGAUGUACGCCAAUCCGGAGCAUGCGCCGACUAUCGGAACAGCUGGGCCAACCGAAAUAUCGUGUCGCAGUGUUUACAUCGUCCUGUCCUGGUCGCAUCGCCCACAGUUGCCCUGUGUAUUGCACUUGGCCCGGUUGCAAUCAGAACGGCACAGAACAGAACGUAUUUUGGUUCGGUUCGGUUGAGUGGUAACAGACCGAGAUCUGGGUGUGCACGUGCGCGUCCAACGGCUGAAAAUCAAUACAUAUUUUCCAACUACGCGCGAUUCCAACUUAAAAAGUAAAUAAAUAAAUGGCAUUCAACGUGAGAGUUUGCUGCGAAUCUUCG
Molecule: messenger RNA, 1267 nt
Organism: Drosophila obscura
Lineage: Eukaryota; Metazoa; Arthropoda; Insecta; Diptera; Drosophilidae
Exons: 5
Coding region: 136-879 (247 amino acids)
Source: RefSeq, a predicted model, not a curated record